AUGGCACCUUAUAGUGCCUACACACACGCACAUGGGCCACUGGCAUCGCAAAACUCGGUAUCAUCCCUCUUCAAUCUCGAAACUCCAGCUACCCCAAGAAAUCGCUAUCACGCUUACCUCAGCAGUGGUUCCACACCAAACUCAUCCACCAACCUGGGACGUCUGUCAGAGAAAUACAGGAGCCGAGGGAAGUCAUUACAUGUGCCGCCAACAGAGUAUUCAACAGGAUGGACGUUUGCUUGUAUCAUCAUCGCCUUGGUUCUCAGCGUCUUUCUCGUUUCUCUCGACAUGACAAUAGUAGCAACCGCCAUUCCAAAGAUCACCGACGAGUUCAACGGCCUCGAAGACGUAGCCUGGUACGGCGCAGCUUUCUUCAUGACUGUCGGCGGGUUCCAAUCCUCGUGGGGCAAGGUGUUCAAGUAUUUUCCGCUCAAGAUCUCUUACCUCAUCUCCAUCUUCAUCUUUGAGCUUGGGUCAUUGAUCUGUGGCGUGGCACCCAAUUCACCUACUCUGAUCAUUGGCCGUGCUGUUGCCGGGGUGGGAGCGGCUGGUAUCGGCUCCGGAGCAUACACCCUCAUCGCCUUUUCCGCCGAGCCGAAAAAGCGACCAGUCUUCACCGGCAUUAUUGGCACGGCCUAUGGUGUUGCUGCCGUUGUUGGACCGCUGAUUGGAGGCGUAUUUGCGGAUAGGGUGACGUGGAGAUGGUGCUUCUACAUCAACUUGCCCAUUGGCGGACUGUCGGCGCUGAUCAUCAUCUUCUUGUUCCGGACCCCAGCGGGAUGCAAGCCGGCGGAGGCGACUCUCAAGGAGAAGCUUUUGCAGAUGGACCCCGUUGGCACGGCACUCAUCAUGGCCGGUGUCAUCACAUACAUUCUUGCGCUACAAUAUGGCGGGCAGACACUUGCAUGGCAUCACCGGAAGGUCGUUGGACUUUUGGUUGGAUUCGUCAUGAUUUCCAUCGCGUUUGGUGUCUGGGAGUGGUAUAAUGGGGAGAGGUCCAUGAUCGUACCAAGGCUAUUCGUGCAGAGGCAGGUGUGGGUUUGCAGCAUGUUUUCGUUACUGUUUGCCGGGAGUUAUUUCAUCAUCAUUUAUUACCUGCCGAUUUACUUCCAAAGUAUCGGCAAUGCUACACCGACGGAAUCAGGGGUGAAAAACCUGCCGCUGAUUCUGUCGGUCACAGUAGCGACGAUCGUGGGAGGAGGGGCGGUUUCGGCGACGGGCUAUGCUACACCUUUAGCGGUGGGAGGGGCAGCGCUGGCUACCGUGGCGGCUGGUCUGUUGUACACACUUGACAUUAGGUCAUCGGCGGGCAUGUGGAUUGGAUAUCAAAUCCUGGGAGGUAUUGCGUGGGGGAGUGCGUUCCAAAUUCCCAUCAUCGUCAGCCAGGCGACGGCCGAGAUUGACGAUUUGAGCAGUGUCACUGCUAUCGUUCUUUUUGGUGGUGCCUUCUGGGUCUCGGCUGGUCAAUCCGCCUUUGUCAACGAGCUCAUGAAGGAACUGGCCAUCUCAGCGCCUGAUGUCAACGCACUUGCAGUCUUGGGCACAGGCGCCACCGCAAUCACGACCGUUUUCCCAGCGGAGCAAGUACCGGGGAUUUUGAUCGCCUACAUGGCCGGAAUCAAAACAGCGUUAGCGAUUGCCAUUGGAGCCGUUGGGCUUUCCUUUGUUUUGAGUUUUUUCUUCAGCUGGAAAAGACUAAACCCAGAGACCUUGAGGGCUGCUGGGGCGGUGGCAUAG
Podospora anserina S mat+ is the source of this 1737-nucleotide messenger RNA. RefSeq lists its product as uncharacterized. Gene Ontology annotation, biological process: transmembrane transport. Gene Ontology annotation, molecular function: transmembrane transporter activity. The coding region runs from base 1 to 1737 and encodes 578 amino acids. The transcript is spliced from 3 exons. NCBI's taxonomy places the organism in Eukaryota, Fungi, Ascomycota, Sordariomycetes, Sordariales, Podosporaceae. The record is from RefSeq and is a predicted model, not a curated record.